CAACGGGCUCCGACGAGCCUAUCACCCUAUAUGUAUAGUACACGGACAGAUCCGCACGUGACUCAGUGAUUGUGUCUUAAUAGUACUACGUUGGACCGGCGCGGCUGGCGAUGUGCUGCCUCUGGCAGACGGAAGCUCGUGUGGCCUCAGGCCUCGACCCAACCUCAACCUAAUGAUAAUGCUACCUACAAGCGGCAACAACGCCCGAAGGCACUACCCCUGACUAAGCUACGUAGGUGGCAACCGCCCGCACCGGUACCGUGUAUGGAUCAAUGAUCACAGGCUCAUCAUAACUUUCUCAGAAACGGUGUCAGUUAAUUAUGGGCGUCGUGGAACGCUUUCAUAUGGCUUACCGGCCGGCCGAGGGCAACGCUGUUCAAGACCGCAAAUAGUGUUGCCAUCAGCAUUUUCACCUCGACGUUUCGUAUGACGACAAUGCCAGGAUGUCUCCCAGGAAUUCGCCUCAACCUGGACCAUUGAAAAUAAAUAUUGUAUUCGCUCUCAGUCUCGUUCUCCCUCUUGUCAUAUCUUUCUUGAAUCCUGCCUGGCGGUUCGCUCAGUUCACACCUCAACAACUCAUCUAUGGGAAGGAUAUUCUACCAUUCAUUACAGCGUUUUGGGCCUCUCCAACAUGUAUACCCAGUCACCUUUCGCGCUUUUUUCAAGCCGCCAUAGUAGCAUGCUUCCCGCAGGCAUUACCGGUUCAUCUUUUCGCCUUUUGGGUCGUUAUUGCUCUCGCAAGAACACUUUUCGGCUUUCUACUUUGUCGGAGCGUAGGAUGGACAUACCCCCAAUUAUUCAGCCACUGGGCGUUAUAUGAGACAUCAAGCGGCAUAGGUCCUGCACUCACUGCAUACCUCAUAACGCAUGGUGCUUGGCCAUGGACAAAUUCGCAGCUUCAGAAGUAUUGCAGUGAUACUAUGAAAUUACUGACAAUAAUAUGUUCAUGUUUGACCCUAUGCUGGUUCGACAAUGCGCCAUGGACUUAUUCCAUGGCCUCUAUAGCCUCUGUAGUUCUAUGGCCUUUUCAGGCCACGAAUACAUCAUCCCCACAAUACCAUCCCCACCACCUUAUGGCGCGGGACAUACGACGGUUGCGCACAGUCAUACAGACUGCAGUGCUUUUCUUGCUCCUCAUACUACUCGUGCAUUUCAUCCUUGCUACCAUAGUCUCGAGCACGAUAUUAUUACACAUGCCCACUUCUCCUCAAGGAACACACCCCUUUUUGGAGAUCCUUAUCCUUUCCUAUCCCCGUUCGAAUGACGCAGCUUCCACCGACUCAUUGCUAUCGCAAACCAUCUCCUCAUAUCUUCCUUAUAUCGACUCCAACACAGUGCUCUCUGUGUUCACACAUUCCACUGCACAUGCGUCGUUCACUCAGGCGAAGGAGCAUUAUGCUCAGAUGCCUAUUACAUUCUAUACAGACACGGACAUACAUAUUGACUCAUAUUCAGGUCAGCAUCUACAUGUUGCAGAAGCGUUCCGGUGGGCUUCUGAGAAAGGCCCAUCUCAGGCAGAGUGGGUUAUGCUCGUGGAAGAUGAUUUUCCGAUAUGCGACGAGUGGGGAUGGCGAGGCGUCCUCAGCGUGAUGAACGAACUCCAACGUGGUGGAAAAUAUGGAGGAUUUGUUGGAACCGGUGGCAGUGGCCUGAUAAUCCACCGCAGCCUGUUGCCGAUUCUCACGUACAUAAUGCGCAUACAUGCUCUCCAGCACUCCCCCAUACCCCCCUCUGUGCGGUACCGGCCUGCAGAUAUCAUCAUACAAGAUUGCCUUGGGGGAAAGGACUUGUUAUGUCCGCGUAACUCGACACUGGUCAUCACUUCUCGUCUCGUCAUGGAUCAUAUAGGCGGGAGUGCCAGCACCAUGAGAGGCCGCGUGUAUCCUGCAGACAGGUGGAAGUGUGGUUGGAGGCAUCCGUUUCAUGGCUUGACACAAGUCGAUGUUGUACCGGUUUAAUUAAUAUAAGAUUGGUUUAAAAUAUUCAUCUUUCCCAUGUC
Messenger RNA from Suillus discolor, 1999 nucleotides. RefSeq lists its product as uncharacterized. The record is from RefSeq and is a predicted model, not a curated record. Bases 444 to 1958 code for a protein of 504 amino acids. The transcript has 3 exons. NCBI's taxonomy places the organism in Eukaryota, Fungi, Basidiomycota, Agaricomycetes, Boletales, Suillaceae.